Molecule: messenger RNA, 1776 nt
Organism: Chenopodium quinoa (quinoa)
Lineage: Eukaryota; Viridiplantae; Streptophyta; Magnoliopsida; Caryophyllales; Amaranthaceae
Product: E3 ubiquitin-protein ligase SDIR1-like
Exons: 9
Coding region: 540-1358 (272 amino acids)
Source: RefSeq, a predicted model, not a curated record
UUAAUUACAUCGGGGGUAUCAUUAUUAUCCAUUAAAAAACAGAAUGUAGUUGGAUUGACAAAAUAAAUGUUAGGAUUGACAAGGUAAUUCCGUAAUUCCUGUUACUUGUAUUUUUUUUUUUGAAGCAAUUCCUGUUACUUGUAUUACCCAACUCCAAACGCUGCGUUUUAACAAAACAUCAAGUUUUACACCACAAAAUUAAUUUGUAAAAAAAUUCUGGAAAAUUAGAGCUGACGAGAGACCUCCCGAGUCAAAACGUUGUGCGCAACUCGGUCUCCGACUCUCAACGCGUCCGAGUCACAACGCCGGCUUUCGUUGCCUACAAUUCUUUUGCUCUCUAAAUUCUUUCAAUUUUUUACUCGCAUUUCUAAUUUAGGAUUUAGUAUACUAAAAAAUAAUUGAUCAUUUUGAUUUUGAUCAAAUUUUGAGUUCAUUUUGUUCGGUUUUACUCACAAUUUCUGACGCGAAUUUUCGGAAGCUCUUCAUACAACAUACAGAUUAAUUUUGUACUGGAGUUCGUUUUGUGAAAUUAUACAAUCAUGAGCUUUGUGUUUCGAGGGUCUCGAGCUGAUAUCGAGAAUGCUUUUCCAGGAAUGAUCCCUGAACGGCGCGUGCGCAUUCAUGCAGCACGGCCAGUGAAUACCAAUUCACUUGCUUUUCUUGUUACUGUACUCUUGAUCUUCAUGAUACUAAAUUCACAUCAAAUGUCACCGAAUUUUUUGCUCUGGCUGGUAUUUGGCUUCUUUUUGAUGGCUACUAGCCUAAGAAUGUAUGCCACAUGUCAGCAACUUCAAGCACAGGCACAAGCACAUGCUGUAGCAGCCAGUGGCCUACUUCGCCAUACUGAGCUCCGUUUGCAGAUGCCACCAUCUAUUGCAUUUGCCACUAGAGGACGUCUGCAUGGCCUUAGGCUGCAGCUUGCUCUUCUUGAUCGGGAGUUUGAUGAUCUUGAUUAUGAAACUUUAAGAGCGCUGGAUGCUGACAAUGCACCUGCUGUUCCUUCAAUGAGCGAGGAUGAAAUAAAUUCUCUUCCUGUUCACAAAUAUAAAGUUACCGAUGUAGAAGGUGAUAUGGUAUCAAAUAAGCAGGCAUCAUCUUCUGCGUCUUCUGAGCAGCAGGACAUUUCUAUCAAUAUUGGCAGCUCCAAGGGAAGCUCAGAAGAUGAACUAACUUGUACUGUAUGUUUGGAGCAAGUAAAUGUUGGAGAACUCAUUCGUAGCUUGCCAUGUUUGCACCAGUACCAUGCUAGUUGCAUUGACCCAUGGCUUAAACAGCAGGGAACGUGCCCUGUAUGUAAGUAUAAGGUUGGGACUGGCUGGCACGAAGACAGCCAUGAUGAUGCUUCAUAUAUGGUUUAAAAAAGCUCUGUAAACAUUGCAUUCAGCCAGUUUAUGGUUAUAUGUAGCUUAAGUGUUAAGCUGGGUGCCUCUACAUUCAUGUGAAAAUUUAGCUCAUCCCGGAACGUACCAGUAGUAGGAGUAUUUGCUGAUACAUUGUUAGAAAGUUUAUACACGGCAUGCUCGGUACAAUAUAAUAGAAUAGACAGAAUGGUAAUGAUGUUUCAUGUGAACAUGCACUACAGUAUGGCCUAUAUGUGUGGGUACUGAAAAAUACAACUGAAGAUGUUCUUCGUUGGGCUAUUGUAUGAAAGUUACAUGUAAAAUUGCCCCACUCUUUAUUUUAUAGUUGUACCAAACAAGUCGUGAAGUUAAGCCUCUUGCUUUGCUUUGUAAAUUUAUUAGCUUUAUUAGAGAACUUGCAUUAUUACAUUUUUCA